This is a messenger RNA of Dama dama (fallow deer), 878 nucleotides long. It is a transcript of the gene SRI, whose product is annotated as sorcin. Bases 147 to 698 code for a protein of 183 amino acids. Gene Ontology annotation, molecular function: calcium ion binding. Lineage: Eukaryota; Metazoa; Chordata; Mammalia; Artiodactyla; Cervidae. The transcript has 8 exons. The record is from RefSeq and is a predicted model, not a curated record.
UUGGUUACUGAUUGCCAAGGAUCAAGAGGGCAAUGUGAUGAAUCUGCUGUUACAGUUUAUACUUCCUGAUCAUUCUCUCUGACCAUCCAGCAAGGAUAUGCUCCUCUAAGAAUCACGAGUUUCUGCAUCUAAGACCUCACAUCAAGAUGCAGUACGGAGGGGCUCCCGGAGGGCCUGCGUUUCCCGGACAAACUCAGGAUCCGCUGUAUGGUUACUUUGCUGCUGUAGCUGGACAGGAUGGACAAAUAGACGCUGAUGAACUGCAAAGAUGCCUGACACAAUCGGGCAUUGCUGGAGGAUACAAACCUUUUAACCUGGAGACUUGCCGGCUUAUGGUUUCAAUGCUGGAUAGAGACAUGUCAGGCACAAUGGGUUUCAAUGAAUUUAAAGAACUCUGGGCUGUACUGAACGGCUGGAGACAACACUUUAUCAGUUUUGACAGUGAUAGGAGUGGAACAGUGGAUCCCCAAGAAUUGCAGAAGGCCCUGACAACAAUGGGAUUUAGGUUGAGUCCGCAGGCUGUGAAUUCAAUUGCAAAACGAUACAGUACCAAUGGAAAGAUCACCUUUGAUGAUUACAUCGCCUGUUGCGUCAAGCUGCGAGCUCUAACAGACAGCUUUCGAAGACGGGAUACUGCUCAGCAAGGUGUAGUGAAUUUCCCAUAUGAUGAUUUCAUCCAGUGUGUUAUGAGUGUUUAAAUCAGGAGCAAGCUGUAUGAACAUAAUCCACAUCCCGACUGGAGUUCUCCUCUGCUCUCUGCCCUCAGCAACUGUGUGCAGACUUACACAGCCACUUUUCCUUAGCAGCUCUUGUAAAGGUUUAUUACUUUAUGUAUAACUGAAGUUUUUUGUUUUGAUAAUAAAUGCUUUGAGAUGGUA